This is a messenger RNA of Xyrauchen texanus (razorback sucker), 1160 nucleotides long. It is a transcript of the gene dmbx1b, whose product is annotated as diencephalon/mesencephalon homeobox 1b. NCBI's taxonomy places the organism in Eukaryota, Metazoa, Chordata, Actinopteri, Cypriniformes, Catostomidae. Gene Ontology annotation, biological process: regulation of transcription by RNA polymerase II. Gene Ontology annotation, molecular function: RNA polymerase II transcription regulatory region sequence-specific DNA binding; DNA-binding transcription factor activity, RNA polymerase II-specific. The transcript is spliced from 5 exons. Bases 42 to 1160 code for a protein of 372 amino acids. The record is from RefSeq and is a predicted model, not a curated record.
UAAAACUGUUUGGAGAGGGAAACUUCUCACAGAGGGACGCGAUGCAGCACUACGGGGUGAACGGCUACUCUCUGCACGCCAUGAACUCUCUGAGCGCCAUGUACAACCUUCAUCAACAGGCCGCACAGCACGCGCAGCACGCUCCCGACUACCGGCCCUCCGUGCACGCGCUCACGCUCGCGGAGAGACUGGCAGAUAUCAUCUUGGAGGCGAGAUACGGCUCUCAGCACAGGAAACAGCGUCGCAGCCGCACUGCCUUCACCGCCCAGCAAUUGGAGGCGCUGGAAAAAACCUUUCAGAAAACUCACUACCCUGAUGUGGUCAUGCGUGAACGGCUGGCCAUGUGCACCAACCUACCUGAAGCUCGAGUCCAGGUGUGGUUUAAAAACCGGCGUGCAAAGUUCCGCAAGAAGCAGCGCAGCUUGCAGAAAGAGCAGCUUCAGCGGCUGAAGGAAGCUGGGUCGGAGGACACUCCUGAAGCAGGGAAAGAAGAAGCUCUGCCCAUUGAGUCUCAAGCUCUGCCCUCCCCUUCAGAGGGGAGUGGCCCCACAGGUCCCCCUCCCUGCGAGCUGAGUGAGGAGGUCAAUGUCACCUCACCGGAACAGUCAGGGGCGGAGUCAGGAGCUGAGGACAUGACUGACAGAGAGGAUGAAUCGUUGUCCUUCAAAGAUGAACCAAAAGAGGCGGAACCACCCCUGGUGACAGACCACAGAUCGCCAUCCUGCAAAGCAAUCAGCCCCAAAUCAGAUGUGCCACUCGAUUCUCCAUCGCUACCCUCCUCCAGUGGCGUCAGCUAUGGGGUGCCUCAGACAAAUUCCUACGCAUCAUCCCCUCUCAGUCUGUUUCGUCUGCAGGAACAGUUUCGCCAGCACAUGGCCGCCACCAACAACCUCAUGCACUAUCCUGCCUUCGACAUGACCACGCCAUCUUCUUUACCAUAUCUGGGUGUAAACAUGAACAUGCCGUCUCCGCUGGGAUCACUUCCUUGUCAGUCCUACUACCAGUCCCUGUCUCAAGCCCAGCAGAUGUGGUCCAGCCCAUUGCUGAAGUCCUCCGGGGGUCAUCCCGCUCUGAAUAGCAAGACUACAAGCAUUGAAAACCUGCGACUGAGGGCGAAGCAGCAUGCUGCCUCGCUAGGCUUGGACAUGCUACCAAACUGA